This is a messenger RNA of Centropristis striata (black sea bass), 2490 nucleotides long. RefSeq names its product claudin 12 (gene cldn12). The transcript is spliced from 3 exons. The record is from RefSeq and is a predicted model, not a curated record. The coding region runs from base 198 to 1265 and encodes 355 amino acids. Gene Ontology annotation, cellular component: plasma membrane. NCBI's taxonomy places the organism in Eukaryota, Metazoa, Chordata, Actinopteri, Perciformes, Serranidae.
CUGUUCAGAGGCCACAUCCUGUAGACGCUCGUCCUAGAGACGGUACAGUACCGGAGAGGAAAGCCUGUGCCGGGGUUUGGAUAAAGGGUGCAAGGAGGGCUAAGCUGAAAUGACACCGCCUUCGAUCUAAAAAAACGACUUAACUGCUGGAAAUAUAAGGAACUCUCCUUGUGGCCUCAGUACCUGUCAGCACCACCAUGUCGUGUCGGGACAUCCACGCCACCAACGCUUUUGCCUUCUUCAUUGCCUUUGUGUCUGUGGCAGGGAUUGCUGUGGCAGCGUUAAUCCCACAGUGGCGUGUAACGAGACUCGUCACAUUUAAUCGUAAUGCCAAGAAUAUCAGCGUGUAUGAUGGCUUGUGGGCUAAAUGUGUCAAACAGGAUGGCCAUUCAGGAUGUUACCACUAUGAUUCAGAGUGGUACUCUAAAGUGGACCAGCUGGAUCUGCGGCUCCUGCAGUUCUGUCUGCCUACAGCCCUGCUGUUCGGCUCUCUAGCGUUGCUGCUGUGCAUGGCAGGAAUGUGUAAAACCUGCUGCUGCUCAGACAAGCCUGAACCGGACAUUAAGACCAUCAGAUUCCUGGUCAACAAUGCGGGGUGUCACCUUGUGGCUGGGACGUUCUUGUUCUUGGGCGGAGCUAUCGCCAUCGCACCCUCAGUAUGGUUUCUCUUCCGCACCAAGGAAAUGAACAUCAAAUAUGACAAAAUAUUUUCUGAUGGCUUUGCUGUGUAUGUAUCUAUAGGCUGCUCUGGAGGACUAAUGCUGGCCUCCCUGCUGAUGUUCAUGUGGUACUGUAUGUGUAAAAAGUUGCCUUCACCCUUCUGGUUGCCGCUGCCCUCCAUGCCUACCUCUCUGUCCGCCCAGCCUCUCACUGCCAACGGAUAUCCUCCUUCCCCAGUUUACGGCCCUCAGCCCUUCCCACCACAGGCCUUCCCUCCCACAGUGAUUGACGCCCAGCCGUAUGUGACCUCCCAGGGCUACGCUCAAACUGCGGUCGCCCCUGCACCGCCACAAGUGUACAUGUCUCAGAUGUCUGCUCCAGAGGGGUAUGGUUCAGAGGUGGGGGGGACACAGGCCUACAGCUACGCUCCCUCACAGAGCUACGCACCCUCGCAAAACUAUGCACCCUCGCAGAGCUACGCUCCGUCUCAGGGCUACGCUCCGUCUCAGGGCUACGCAUCCAGCUACGCCGGCCACCGCUACUCCUCCCGCUCACGGAUGUCUGCCAUAGAGAUCGACAUUCCUGUGCUGACUCAGGGUCAAUAAGAGAAGGGAGGCAGAUAAUGUCGGCACUUUGAUGGCUUCUGUCAAAGAAGUUCACCACUGAUAACACUAAUAGAGUAUGAUAGAUGAAAGUUAAUAACGAGAGAGCUAUUUACUGUCCUGAGUGAUUCAGUCAGUCAGCCUAAGUCUAUGACUUGCUGAUCAUAAAGGAUGAAAACCAGUCAAAAGAACCCUGGGGUGACUAUAUGAAGGAUGAUAUUUUCUUAAAAAAGGAAAGACACUGUAUUCAACUUAGUAGUAGAAAGGGAAGAAAAUAAACACAUUUCCAGCCAGAAUACUGAAAAACAGUAAGACAUCUCAACCAACUCGCCUUUUCACUGUUUAACCAGCAGAGAAGGAACACUUAACAAUAGCUUCUAACCUGCUGAAGUGACCAAUGGACCAACUACUGUAGCUGCAAGGAAAUAGUUACUAGCAUGUGGUAUGGGGCUUAAUAUUAAUCCCCACUUUUGAUUUUAGAUCAAAGAAGCCCUGUUUAUGGCUGCCAAAAAGCUGGUGUCAACAAAAUGUUAUUUUACUGUUACAUUUGUUUAUGUUGGACACAUUAUUUUCAUACUCAAAUUGUGUCAAGCUUAAAGUAUAAAUCUUCUGCUAUCACUACUGAACAUAAUCUUACAUUUUGUGGUUCUGACUGGAGCAAGUGACUCACCCACCUUUUUUUAUAUUUUGUGUUUGUUUGUAACAGCAAUUGUUUUAUAAAUGUUGCCCUGUGAGGAGCAGCUGUUGAAGUUUUUAAUGCACUAAUUAUGUGAAUACUGUGCCAGUUUACAUUCGCCUUUGUUCACUGACUUUAUAGCCUUGAGUAUUUUCUAACGUAUUAAUUAAUCAGUUAUUGUAACAUACUUUUAUGAAGUGUCAAUGUCAUAGAAGUGGCACUAAGAAAUGUGUUAACUGUGUUAAAUUUAAUGUAUAGAUGCAGAUUUUGAUUACUAUGUGGAAUUACAGUUUAGUAACUGUAAUAGUGUAAUAACUAAUGUUAAAAUGUUGUGUUGUUCAUCUGCAAUUAAUUUGACAGCUCAGGAUUCAAAACUUUUGCCAACUUAGCAUGAAGUGUAACAUCUUUCAGUGGUUUUAGUAAAGUUUGUCUUGCCUUUUGCAUGUUUUGCAUAAUGAGCGUUGAUCAACAUUUCUUCAAAGUCUUAAGUCUCCAUGAUAUUAUUCUAUAAUAUCAAAGUCAAAUGGUUUUUCUACAGUCGUCUUCUUUUUG